AUGGAAGAAACAAUUCAUGAAAAAAUGAUUGUUAUGAAUGCAACAUCAUUCUCUUAUACAUCGAAUAUUGUGCAGAAGUUAGAAGAAUUUUCACGUCAAUGCAAAAUUUGUGGAGCUCCUGCUUUACAUAAUUAUUAUGGUGUCCUUUCAUGUUCACCAUGUAAAAUGUUUUUCAAACGAAAUGCUUUAACAGGACAAUUACCAACAUUAAACCUUUUACAAUCAGAUAAUUCAACAUUGAAUACCAAUCAAUGGACACUUCUAUCAAAUUUAUUUCAUAGUUAUGAUGAAAGUAAACUUCUUUUGAUUGCUCAACAAUUGAUGAACGAAAACAAUCUUGACAAAUCUAUGAAAUCUAUUGAUUCAACACUUCCAACACAAUUUUUCAUGAAAGCUUAUGAAACAACAGGAGACUAUUUCAACUCUAAUAAUGAUCUUCGUAGGUUAUCAUUGGAUAAUCAUUAUUCAUUUCUUCGUAAUGCUGCUGAAAGUAUCAAUUGCCUAGGUACAAUAUUUAGUUGGAGACGAUCACAAGUUUACAAAUGUAAACAUUUUGUAAAUGCUUGUAUAGAUCUUUAUGGACAAGCUUCCGUAGAUAUGAUUGAACAUAUAUUAAAAUAUCUUGAUUCAGAUAUUGUAAUCAUUAAACUAGCAUUAUCAUUAUUUACUUUCUCAAAUAAUAUUACAAUAUUUUCUUCUAUUACAACAAUAAAUUCAAUAAACACACUUGACAUUCUUCAUAUUCAAAAUACUUAUGCUGAAGUAACAUGGAAAUAUAUACUAUAUAAAUAUGGAUUUCAUCAAUCUAUUCAACGAUUUAUGAAUCUUAUUCAAUGUCUUUUGGUUGCAACGAAUGCUUUAUAUAAAGCACAUGAUAUCGAGAAACAUGAGAAUGAUAUUGAAUUACUUGUUGAAAAUAUUGAAUUAGGACUUCUUUUAGAUGAUAUUGAACACAUCAAUUAA
Molecule: messenger RNA, 963 nt
Organism: Rotaria sp. Silwood1
Lineage: Eukaryota; Metazoa; Rotifera; Eurotatoria; Philodinida; Philodinidae
Source: the annotation of a GenBank genome assembly